Molecule: messenger RNA, 1077 nt
Organism: Linderina pennispora
Lineage: Eukaryota; Fungi; Kickxellomycota; Kickxellomycetes; Kickxellales; Kickxellaceae
Exons: 1
Coding region: 333-1052 (239 amino acids)
Molecular function (GO): zinc ion binding
Source: RefSeq, a predicted model, not a curated record
AGCAUGCUGAUCAUUGGCCGAUUUGUGGCGAAUCAGCAGCAAUGAUUGUAUGCUAGCAUGCGGUACAUGUGGUGCAUGCGGUGCAUGCGGACAAGGCACUUAGCAUGAUAGGACACGCAUACCUGUUUGGAUGCCAGCAAACAGGUUUACAUCCCUUUGGCCCUGUUCUUCUAGAUGUAAAAUUCCGUGGCAUCGACUUACUCCUUCCAGAUAUAAACCCGUGUGAUUUGCAGAGCUGCCCAGCCCAUCCAGCAGGCGCGUAGGUAGCAGCAACAAAAAGGGACCAGCUUGUCUUUUUCACCUCUCUACAAACAACAUAGUAUCUCACAAUAAUGCCAUUUUUCACCACCCCAUCACCUACUGAGCUCACACCGACAUUUCCUGCCACGUUGCUGGUCAGGCAGGGCACAGCUGGCGGGGCACAUGGGGAGACAUGGGUGAAUUCGCCUAACACAAACAGAGAUAUUGAGACGGCUAUGGAUGGAGCUUUAAGCGACCUGUUGUCAUCCUUGACGUCGGCAGGUUCUUUAGGCCCAGUGCCUACCCAGACCACAGGUUCAAGCACCACAGGCCAGUCUCAAGGGAGCCACGUACCCUGGUUUGCGUUUGGGUUCAUUGCGGCGCUGGUUGUUAUGGCGAUACUGUACUUCAAGCUACGAGGAUGUAUCGGCAAUCGAAUGGCUCCUACAGCCAGGAACGUCGAGUUGGGUGUUGUGGCAAGGAAGUGCGAACUCCCUGUCAUGAGCGAGGAGCAGUUUGGAAUGCUGUGCGAGGUGGAUAACCAAGGCAAGGAGGCACAGGACUCAUGCGCCAUUUGCUUGUCGGGGUUUGACAAUCCUACCAGCUGUCCUCUGUUCCUUCCAUGCAGUCAUUCGUACCACCAGGACUGUAUCAAGACGUGGCUGACCACGAAAUCCGAAAAAUGCCCGCUGUGCAAGGAUUCAGUUCUGGCUGCACUUGGAUUAAAGGUCGAAGAGCCCACUGCUGUAUCUCUGUCAGAGCAGGCUCCAGAUACUCAGGGCCGCCCAGCUCAUGUGCAAGAGCACAGUUAAGCGUCGUGCCAUCUGGGAAUUAGCG